Messenger RNA from Acanthosepion pharaonis, 741 nucleotides. The record is from the annotation of a GenBank genome assembly. NCBI's taxonomy places the organism in Eukaryota, Metazoa, Mollusca, Cephalopoda, Sepiida, Sepiidae.
AUGGCUCCCGUAGCAAUAUGGCGGCUGUCUCUCGCAAUAAAAAUUGUUUCCCCCUCCCACUUCUGUCUCUUUCUUUCUUUCUUCCAAACGCCUCGGGGUAUCUAUCUAUCUAUCUAUCUAUCUAUCUAUCUAUCUAUCUAUGCCUAUAUUUAUAUGUCUAUUGCAGUCAGCACAUUAUCUAUCUAUCUAUCUAUCUAUCUAUCUAUCUAUCUAUCUAUCUAUCUAUCUAUCUAUCUAUCUAUCUAUCUCAAUCAUUACAAUAUCUAUCUAUCUAUCUAUCUAUCUAUCUAUCUAUCUAUCUAUCUAUCUAUCUAUCUAUCUAUCUCAGUCAGUACAAUAUCUAUCUAUCUAUCUAUCUAUCUAUCUAUCUAUCUAUCUAUCUAUCUAUCUAUCUAUCUCCACUUUAUUAUGAGUCGCACAGAAAAAGCAGUUGAUAAGUUAAAAUCUCUCUCCUCCUAUCUAUCGAAACUUCUUAUCUCUCUAACAGGUUCUAUUCCUUCCUUCCUUCCUUCCUUCCUUCCUUUCUAUCUAUCUAUCUAUCUAUCUAUCUAUCUAUCUAUCUAUCUAUCACAGUCUGUUCAUAUCUAUCUAUCUAUCUAUCUAUCUAUCUAUCUAUCAAACGCUUUUAAAACAUUCAUAUUGAGAUAUCAGACUUCAUAUCUAUCUAUCUAUCUAUCUAUCUAUCUAUCUAUCUAUCUAUCGCUGCAAGAAUGUGUUGAACAUUUUCAGCCGAAAACAUAA